AUACAUCCGCUUCAUCUCAUUCGCGAACCAACCCCAUCUCUCAUGGACCCAAAACGCAUUGAUUUUGAGUGAGUUUUGGCAAUUCAAAGUGCGGCCCGAUCUUUAUCCACUGCAUGUGCCACAAAACCCAACUCCUGCUUUGCUUUUACCAAAUUUGAAGAAUCCGUGUGCGAUUUUCGGGAAUAUUAUGUGUCCUCUUUACUGAUGGCUCCUCAGCUUCAUCCGUAGUAUUCUCGCUUUUCCCUCGCUGUGGCUAAUGGGUCCAAUCAGAGGGUCGAGAAAGAAGAAGAAAUUAGAGAGAAAGCUCGAUGCCAAUGCCAGUACUGCUUCAGAUUCCUCUGAAAAGGACGACGCCCUUGAUUGGUGGGACGAUUUCUCUAGAAGAACCAUUGGUCUUCAUUCUGAAUUAGAAGGGUUGGAUGGAUUCAAAUCAAUUUUCAAGGUCUCGAGAAAGACUUUUGAUUACAUAUGUUUGCUUGUCAAAGACGACAUGACAGCGGAAUCCAGUAAUUUUACGUUUUUAAAUGGUCGGCCAUUAUCUCUAUAUGAUCAAGUAGCUGUAGCUUUAAGAAGGCUGGGUUCGGGUGAUUCAUUAGUGACGAUCGGGUAUUCGUUCGGAUUGAACCACUCGACUGUAUCUCAAGUCACAUGGCGGUUUGUGGAGUCGAUGGAAGUAAGGGGACUCCGCCAUCUUCACUGGCCUUCAACCGAAGAAGAAAUGGCUCAAGUGAAACUAAAAUUUGAGAAAAUACAAGGCCUCCCAAACUGUUGUGGUUCAAUCGACACCACUCACAUCACAAUGUGUCUGCCUGUUUUGGAUCCUACAAGCAAUGUAUGGCUUGAUGCAGAGAAAAACCACAGCAUGGUCUUACAAGUGAUCGUCGACGCCGAAAUGAGGUUUCGAGACAUAGUAACUGGAUUGCCUGGAAAAAUGUCGGAUUGGUUAGUUUUUCAGAGUUCGAACUUCCACAAGCUCUGCGAAAAGGGGGAGAGACUGAACGGGAAGCGGUUAGAGUUCAUCAACAGGUCGGAAAUCAGAGAAUACAUAAUUGGAGAUUCGGGCUAUCCCUUACUUCCCUAUCUUGUCACUCCCUAUGAUGGAAAAGAACUCCAACCAUCAAAAGCCGAGUUUAACAAGCGACACACAGAGACUCGGUUGGUGGUGCAACGAGCCUUAGCUAGCUUAAAAGAGCGAUGGAGGAUCAUUCAGGGAGUGAUGUGGAGACCCGAUAAACAUCGGUUGCCAAGGAUCAUUCUAGUCUGCUGCUUGCUUCAUAACAUUAUCAUUGAUGUCGGAGACGAGAUGGAGGAUGGCAACGUUCCGAUGUCUAUGGAACACGACGCUGAUUACAAACAACAGAUUUGUGAUGUUUAUGACUCAAAGGGUGCAUAUCUGAGAGAUAAAUUGUCUUUGCUCUUCAUCUAAAAACUAAAGCUUCCUUACCAUCUUGACUAUUCUUUUACAUUUUACAAAGUUUAUAUAAUGAAGUUAAGCUGUGCCUCUUGUACAUACCAAUUAAUGCUUUAAUAGAGUAGUGAUUGAUGCGUUUA
Cucurbita moschata (crookneck pumpkin) is the source of this 1551-nucleotide messenger RNA. RefSeq names its product protein ALP1-like. NCBI's taxonomy places the organism in Eukaryota, Viridiplantae, Streptophyta, Magnoliopsida, Cucurbitales, Cucurbitaceae. The record is from RefSeq and is a predicted model, not a curated record. The transcript is spliced from 2 exons. The coding region runs from base 257 to 1426 and encodes 389 amino acids.